AUGUAUUGUUCCCAGACAUAUGCAAUGGGCAACAUUGCGUUAUUUUUCUGUCUAUAUGCGAAACAUUGGGGCGAGCCCCCACAAUGUAACUCGUCUCAUUCACGGCUACUCGGUUUUUUCACUACUCUCCCAUCGAUAUGGCGCGCCUUUCAAUGCAUUCGCCGAUACGUCGACACGAAGAACGUCUUCCCACACUUGCUGAACUUUGGCAAAUACAUGUUUGGAGUCCUGUACUACGCCACACUGAGCAUGUACCGCAUCGACAAAGUAACCCGCUUCCAGGCCCCCUUCAUCACCUUCGCCCUCCUGAAUGCUGUCUACUGCUCUGUCUGGGACCUUGUAAUGGACUGGAGCUUGGGCAACGUCUACGCCAAACAUCCGCUCCUCCGCGAGACACUCGCCUUCCGCCGCGUCUGGGUCUACUACCUCGCCAUGGCCCUUGACGUAAUCAUCCGCUUCAACUGGAUCUUCUACGCCAUCUUCGCCCACGACAUUCAACAUUCCGCCGUCCUCUCCUUCGUCGUCGCCUUCUCCGAGAUCUGCCGCAGAGGCAUGUGGACCAUUUUCCGUGUCGAAAACGAACACUGCACAAACGUCAUCCUCUUCCGCGCCUCGCGCGACGUGCCCCUCCCCUACGCCCUCUCCACCCCAGACGGCCCCGCAGACCAACCCCCACCACCCGAACCACUCCACGCCCAAGACCCACGCACCUCCCUCCCCAUCUCCCCGCCGACACUGGGCGUCGUCGUUCCCCCAGACGUCGAGCACGGGACGCCGUCUACGCCUGGCGCGUCACUUCGGCCGCGGGCGCUCUCGCGAGUUGGGACGAUGCUCGCCUCUGCGCACGCGCAGGACUUCCAGCGCAAGAAGCGGCCCGGCGAGAUGUCCGGUGCUACCGUUGCGCAUGGCGCACCGGAGUCGCCGGAGGACACGAGUGAUGAAGAGGACUCGGGAGACACGAGGCCAUAUAAGGAUGAGGAUGCGAUUGAAGAGGAGAUUCCGUCGGAUGAUACCCAAUAA
Molecule: messenger RNA, 1020 nt
Organism: Aspergillus calidoustus
Lineage: Eukaryota; Fungi; Ascomycota; Eurotiomycetes; Eurotiales; Aspergillaceae
Source: the annotation of a GenBank genome assembly